This is a messenger RNA of Symbiodinium necroappetens, 7347 nucleotides long. Lineage: Eukaryota; Dinophyceae; Suessiales; Symbiodiniaceae. The record is from the annotation of a GenBank genome assembly.
AUGCUCUCGCUACUCGUCUCGCAGGCUCGUUUGGGCGAGAUCGAGCGCCUGCAAGAGGCACGAGACGCGGUACGACUGGAGCUGCUGAAGGUCAAGAAAAACGGAGGCACGGAUGUGGAAGCCCAGGAAGAGUGCAUCACCAAAUUGGAGGAGCAGCUUGCAGCUGCAAGGGCUGACUGCGAGAAGAUGUCCGAAAAGGCCGCCGAGGUUGGCAUGGGCAAGAUCUUCAGGGCUGCCAUCUUGGCCCUUCAACGGCAGGAUGAGGACUCCAUGGUCUCCUACCUGCAGGAUCAGCUCAAUCUCCUGCAGGCGACUUCUGAACAGGAUGCUGCGGAGGUAAAGCGCCUUGAGGAGGAAAGCAACGCUGCGUUGCAGAAAGCGCAGCAGGCAGCUGAGGAGGCAAAGGCGGCUGCAGAAGAUGCACUGCAGGAGAAGAUGGAGCAUGUCCAGGCCAUUGCGGCAGAGCGCGAUGCGGCACAGAGCGAAGCCCGUCGUCUCACGGAGCAGAUGGGCAGCUCAAAGGAAGAUCUCAUGGAGAAGCAGGAGGCAAUUGCCGCCAUCAUCCGAUCGGAAAUGCAGUCUUGGGAAGACAAGCUCCAAAAAGCAGACGAGUCCGAGAGGGUUUUGAAGAAGUCCUUCGAGGACAUGGGGGUGAGCAUGCAGGAUAUGAUGGCGAUGAUCACGAAAGGCGGUGGCUUUGGUGGAAAAGACGGCGGCGCUGUAUGCCAUUUCGUCAACCUGUGUGAAGAUGCACAUGACGACGGCUUAAUCUACCUCAUUCCCGAAGGCACAACUAAGAUCAAGAAGUAUGAGGACGACGAUGAGGAAGUGUGCAUCAAGUUGGAUGGCGACAGCAUACGGCCUGUGCAUGCGAUCCUGGAGUCUCUGGAAUCCAGUGGAGUUACGAUUAAAUCUGCCGCAGAAGAUGCCGUUCUUUGGGUCAACGGCAACGCUGUCGAGUACGGUGGGGCCGGGGUAACAUUGGAGCACGGUGCACGAGUCAUUUUCGGAAGUGACUUUGUAUUCAGGUUUGUGGACCCUAAGGGGAAAAAAGCGAAGAAAGUAGCUGCUGCGGCAACCUCCACUGGCUUCGACGACAAGGGCAUGCCGGUGGUAAUUGACUGGCAUUAUGCUAUGGCCGAGUUGUCCCGCAAGAAUGGGGUGGAUGCAGAAGAAGAGAUCCGGAAAGCAAGAGAGAAGUUGAAUGAUGAGAUGGCAGAGAAAGAGGCCAAACUGGCCGAGGAACAGAAGAUGCUCGAGGAGAAGAUGGAGGUGGAGCGAGCAGAGUACGAAAAGCAGAUCGAAGAGUUGAAAAAGGGAGCCAAAGCGUCUGACCCCGAGAAGCUGAAAGAGGAGCAGAUGCAGACGCAGUUGACACUUCAAAAGUUCAAAAGCAAGCUAGACAUGCAGAGAUCACGAGCUCAGUGGGUUCGUGCUGCCUUCACGGCUGGCAAGGAUUCCCGAUUUGAGUUGGACAUCCGCCUCUCACGUCAGCAAAUGGCCGAGCUUCAACCUCGGUUGGUGGAGGCAAACAGAAUCGCCGCAAAUCUGGGCGUGCAGUAUGCCUUCCACUUCAUCGAUGCCAUAGACCCCAGGGCUCGAAGACAAGACUCCAAUGUGGACGAGAAGAUGGUUGAGGAAGCCAAGCGGCUACUGCUUCAAGUCAAGGUCCAGAACUCCAAAGACCAGAAGCUCCAGCUCUGGUCGCUUCAGAAGUUCCGUGACCGCUUUGUGAAGAUGCUCGCGUAUGCGAAUAAGCAAUCUGCGCAGAACACAGCUGGCGAGGACUUGGCCAUCUUCUGGGAUGACUUCGAGCACACACUUGUGGGUACCGCAGCAAUUGGCGUGACACCUCUCUUGAAGAUGGACAUGGUCAGGGAGUUGAUCACGCUGCGUGACUUCUCGGGCAACGUCACAGGUGCUGUGGAGGUCACCAUGCAGAUGUUCAUGAGCAACAAGCCAUCAAUGACGCGGAUCAGCACAUCGGCUGGAAACCCGCUUGAGAUCUUGAAAGACAAGGAAGUCACGGGCGUUGUUACAUUUGGACGCCUGACACACGAAAAUGUUGAAGCGAGGAAUUGGUCCAGCUUCUUCGUCCGCUUUUCUUGGUUUGAUACCGAUGGCCGCAUGGACAACUACUCUCCGAAUGCGCUUGCAGAGGACUUGAAGUACACCUUUGAGUUCAAGCAGACCUGCAGCGAGAGUUUCCUCAAGUUCCUCGAAAGUGGGGUCAUGGCCAUUCAGGUUCGGGCUUACGAGAAGGGUGUUGCAGCUGGUGAGCUGGAACUUGUGAAGCAGAAGCUCAAAGCCACCGAGGACGAGCUGAAGCGAGUAAGGGAUGCCAUGGCAGAGGAACGGGCAGUCUUUGAAGAAGAGAUCGAGGUGAAAGUUGCUGCUGCUAUAGCUGAGGAGCGAGCGAAAUGUGAGGCCGAAGCGGAGGAGAAACUGGCGCAGGUGAGGGCCGUUGCAAAGGAGGAAGCGGCUCGAGAACGUGAGGAGCCAGCCAAGGCGGUGCUGCUGUCAGUGUGGAGCCUCCCGGAGUCCGAGCAGCGGCAACUGUUGCUUGAGCUCCUCGAGAAGUUCUCCCUCAAUGCAUCCUUAGAGGCUUGGUGCGAUCAAGAUCACGUGCCGGAUUUCUCUGCCCCUCGACCACGCUUGAAGUCCAACUGCGCUGGCGUUUGCCUUCGAGGGCGGGGCGCUGACUCGGUGCUUGGGUGCCCUUGGUGCCGCCGACCCCUUGCGAUUUCAGUCGAGAUACCCCAGCCUCUCCCCUGCACAGACACAGCCACCACGAGACAUGCAUAUGCAACGCUUUUGUAUGGUGCAGAAUGCCACAAGUACUUCUUGGGCGCUUUGGUCGUGGCUGAAGGUCUCCGCAAGUUUGCCGUCGAAAGUCGUGCAGGACAGAUAUUGCCUCUCUUGCUUCUGCAUACAUAUGAUGUCCCGGACGCAUACAUUGAAGCAUUGACAAGAGCCGGAUGGAAGUGCAAGGAAGUGGGUUACAUAUACAAAGGGGUGGCGAAGGCUUUGUUCAAGAAGUACUGGAACAGCCGCUUCCUGGGUGUUUUUACGAAGCUGCGUGCUCUUGAGCAGCACGAAUACGAGAAGGUUCUCUUCCUGGACUUGGACAUACUUGUCCGUGGCGACCUUGCGGAGGUUUUCAAAUUGCGAGCACCAGCUGCAAUGAAGCGAGGGGAACCUGUGAUGGAACAUGGGGAGUUCGUUCCCUAUGCCGGGGUCAUGCUGCUCAAGCCUGAUCAGGUGGUUUUCGAUGCCAUGAGCUCUGAAAUAUUUGACUAUGAACAUCCCGAGCAUUACGAGACUUACAUGCCAGAGCAGGAAUACCUUUCACGCUUCUAUGGAACGUUUGACAAGUGGACGCACAUCUCGUGUCAGUACAAUUUCGAGAUUGAUAAGAACGAGCGGAUUCCGCACGACUUUUCGGUGGCCCAUGAGAACAUCCGGAAUGGAGCUGGCCAUAAGGGUGCGGUCGUUCUGCACUACUCGGGUACCUCUAUCAAACCCUGGGAUCUCCUCUAUAGCGAGGACAAGCUACGUGUGGACUCAUGCGAGGAUGUCACACGCCUGCAUCAGCAGCUCCGAUUGGAAGGGCCUGGCGAUCGAUUGAAUGGGUACAAAGAUGGGGAUCGCUUGUGGAAUGCCAUGUUGGAAUGGCUGGAGCAAUUCGAAGCCUUGGUGAGGCGCCUGGCUUCGGAUGGUGUGGACAUUGUAGAUAUCGUAAAAGUCCAGGUUGAGAAGGCGGAGGAGGCUCAAGCACGGAAGCGAGCCGCUGAACAGGGCGAAAGUGGACAGUGGCAGAACGGAUACGGGAACUGGGCCGAUCGGUGGCAAGCUCCUGUGAAUCAUGAUGAUGCUUCUGCAGGAGAUGUCGAGGUUUCUCGGGCAGUGGCAGCUGCAGAGAAGAAACGGAAGAAAAAGAGCGUGGCCUCAAAGCAGUUGAAGCCUGCAAUAGCUGGGGGGAAGGGGGGGGGGGCGACAACCGUGGCCUGUUGCCUCACGGUCGGAGCCAAGCCAGUGGAGAGCCGUGCUUCGUCAAUUGACCUUGUGCAGGAGAGUCAGCCACCCCCACCACCAGCACCAGCAGAAGAGGCGCCUGCCCAGCAGCCGCCAGCACCGGCUCAGCCGCAACCACCUUCACAGCAGUUGCCGCACCCUCCGCCACAGCAGCUGCCGCAGCCGCCUGCACAGCGGCUGACUCCGAGUCCCAAGGAGGUCAAGUCAGAUGAGCCUUGGAUGGACGUUCGCGGCGGAUCCCUGGACGAGGUGAAGGCCGAGCUUGUCAAAGCACGCGGGCAGGUUUUCAAGAUUAUGCAAGACAAGGAGCAGCUGCAGCACAAACUGAACCGAAUGGAGGGCCGGCACGCAAACCUUCCUGGUCACAUCGACGAGGUUGACCACGGGGAGGUGAAGCACGUGGACUUGGAGCAGGCGCACCAGCACAUCCUGUACUUGGAGAUGAAGGUAAAGGCAGGGGCAGAGCUGGAAAAGAAGAACGAGGAGCUGGAAGGAAAGCUCAGAGACGUUCAGUUGCUGGCAGACCAGCGGAACCAGCAGCCGUCUGCAUCAGAUGCUCUUCGUCCAGACCUUGGGCAAAGUUUCGCUUGGCCCUUCCUGCAGCUCCUCACCCGAAGGACGCCCAUGCUGAUCGGAGAACAGAUCAUCGGCCAGCCGGCCGAAAGAUGCUUCCGACAUGCGUAUUGGGGCUACAAGGGCGUGACGCUGUUUGGAAGGGACAAAGGUGGCUUGAGCCAAGUUCCUAGUGUGCCCAGCACAAGCGCGCAGCGGAACCUCACUGUUGAUCCCAGCACGCCUCCACCUCCGCCCCCUCCUCCACCUGAGGAGCGUGAGCGCCGCCCAUCCAACGGCAAGGGAACAAAGAGUGAACGCCUUGAGAGGCAAGCCGCAGAGAAGCCAUCCGCUGAGUCAACACGGCUCUGGUUCCUCCUCCAGGAGAAGAAGAGCAAAGCAGUGGCUGAUUGGCUCAGUCACGCAGAUGGACAGAAAGAAGUGAACAUAAAGGAUAGAGCCUUUGGUUGGACCCCUGUGCACUUUGCAGCGCAUCUUGGUUCCAGUCACUUGGUGAAGCUGCUGGUGGACGGAAAAGCACAUCUCGACACCUCGUGCAGCGAAGGCAACACGCCACUUAUGUGUGCUGCUCGACAGAAUAAUACCAGCGCCGCGAAUUACUUGAUUGCCAAAAAGGCACAUCUGAAUUCUGUAAAUAACAAUGGCUGGACAGCACUGAUCUGGUGUGCCAUAAAUGGUUGUGAAGAUGUCGCGACGGCAUUGCUGACAUCCAGUGCAAACUAUCUCAAAUCCGAUAACGAGGGGCGAACUGCUUGCAUGUGGGCAGCCCGCCACGGGCACCUAUCCAUGGUGGAGACUCUUCUGGCCAAUGGUCUGAACCUGCUGCAAGCAGACGAAGCUGGCCUGACGGUGUACGACCACGCGCAGGAGCAGCUGGAAAUGCGAAGCAUGAUUGCAGCCGUUCAGGAGGUGAACGAGGAGCUCCAAGCUGCGGCCAGGAAUAAUGACUAUGAUGGUGUGAAGCGAGCGAUAGAAGAAGGUGCAAAUCUCAACGUAGAGGAUGAGGACGGUUGGACCCCUUUGAUGUGGGCGGCGCUGCAUCAAUCCCUGGAUAUGGUUCAACUGGUCAUCCGGCAUGGAGCCAAUCCAAAUCUCAUUGAUGAGCGAGGGGAGGUUCUUCAAAUGCUCAGCACCGACCACUUAGCAGUGGGCGACUCUGUCGUGGAAAUAGUUGGGAGCAACGAGCGGUUGCUCGAGCACGCAAAGGCCGGGCGCUGGCAAGAGAUCGACGCCGAGCUUGCCAUCGGAGCUUGGGUUAAUGUCCGCGAAGAGGCACGGCGUACUGCACUCCUGUGGGCCGCGCGGCAUGGUGCCUGCGAGGCGGUAACGAAUCUGGUCAACAAGAAUGCCGAUUUGGAUGCCCGUGACGAGAGUGGGUGGCUUCCUGUGCAUUGGGCAGCCCAGUCUGGAAACGUACAGACCCUGUGCAACUUGCACUACCUCGGCAGUGACUUCACCUCACGCACAUAUGUGGGUGAGACUGCACUGCACAUCGCGGCGCAAUAUAACGACGGAGCGAUGAUUCAGGCGCUUCUUGCGUCCAAUGCAGAUAUCGAGGAGUUGGAUGUGGACAUGAGAACAGCACUGCACGUGGCUGCCGCAAAUGGGCAGACAAUCGCUUUGCAGACACUUUUGUUUUACAAGGCAGAUCCUGACAAGGUCGUAGAAGACGACUCUGGCGCAACAGCGUUCCUUCUGGCUGUGACUAACCAUCGCGAAGCGGUUGUCCAAGCGAUGCUGGCAGACAUUCCAGCUCCCCCGAAGCUGCCGCAUUUUCACGUGACCAGCCCUGCUUCGCCGGAAAAGGCCAAGAAGACAAAGAACCUUCAGCCAGAACGCGAUGCAACAAAGGGUGCUGCCUCAGCGAGAGGAGGCCAGGGUGCACGUGGCAAUGUCAAGUCCUCCUCAUCGGCAAAGGCGGUGGCUACCCCAACCCCGAAGAACAAGGUCGGGAGCCGGAAGAAACUGGUCAAGGACUUGCGGGAGAAGCGCGGCGAGCAUCCCUGCGCUUUGUUGGAGACGGCGACUGAGAUUCGCUCUAAACUGGUUAAGAACAACUUUCCUAGCAUUGCGAGGAAGGUCCUCAAGCAAACGGACUGCGAAGAAAGAAGUGCUCUGGCACUUGCAGUUCUCAACCGCAGCUCCAACAUCAUCCAAAUUCUCAUUGGUGCCAAGGCAGACCUCGAAACAGUCGAUGCUCAAAACAACGGUAUUUUGCACUAUGCUGCUAUGAACAGGGAUCGCGAAGUGGUGGCCCUACUCAUGGAGCUGAAUGCCCGCAUCGACCGAGAAAACAAUGAUGGUAUGAAACCUUCAGAUCUGUGUGAAGAUGCAGAUAUCCUGCACAUGAUCGCCCGGAAGUUGGUAAGCAAGAAGCUUGCAAGCCUGCCUCCCGCACCGCCGGCAACCCAUCCGGCAUUGGACGGUGGAAAUCUGCUGCAGGAGUCUGCUCGAAAGCAUCGGAUCCGUUUCGAGGGAUUGCAGGUCUCCCUUUCUCAGGAGAACAUAACUGAGCAGUUGAAGCUCUUUAUCAAACAGCGGGGUGCACCAAAGGCCAGCCGAAUUGAAGUUGCACUUGACCCGAUUACGGCACGUCCUAAAGGUCAUGCAUACGCAGACUUCAGCGACAUGUCGUCGGCCGAUCUAGUCUUGCAGGGAGAUGGUAAGCCCAUUAAUGGGCAACCGAUUCGAGUUUUCUUUGAGAUCCCGCUCCAUCUGAGCCAUCGCACUGAUCGCUGA